AUCGAGCAAAUGGAUGAAACAAUGAUUCGCUGCCUCCAAGUCCAAGUAUUGCAGGGGAAAAAGAUAGAAAAUUCUUUCAAAGCAUCUGCUUACAAUUUUAUUGCUAAAGAGGUGAAUUCAAAUCAUCCACAACACGAUAAGGAGAAAGGAAAAGAAUUCAUGAAGUUGAGAAACAUGACUUGGCCCCUGUUUGAAAACUUAAGGAAGUUGUGGAUGAAGAUCACGCCACAGGGGAAUUUUCUUAAUAGAACAGAGAUUCUGAGAAAAGAUAAGGGAACAAAUUCUAAAGAAGCUAGGCCAUACAUCCAUCUAGUGGACCAUAUGGAGAUUGGUGAGACUGAUGGCAGUGAAGAUUAAACAUCUAAGUCCCAACGUCCACAUCGUAUUCUGGAGAGGGGAGUGGAGUUGGUGCAUCAUAUGAUGUACCUCGAGAGAGAAAGAGAGCGAAGGUAGCAUUGGAUGGCCAAAUAUCAACUGUUGCCACUUCUAUAGAUCAUUUGGUGACUGUGGUCAAAGAGAGGCAUGUCUCUCCUAAAGCAUUGUUGGAUGCUAUACUAGAAGUAGAUGGAUUUAGCGAAGAUACACUUGACAUCAUCUUUGAUUUCCUCAUAGUAAAUGAACCUCAAGCAAAGGCAUUUUUAGUUAAGAAUGUAGUGCAACGAAGGAGGUGGACUUGAGGUUUCUUGAUCAAGGCCAUUGAUGUGGUAAGAUAAAUACAAUCAUUAGCUAUUUCAUUCAGGUUUAGGAUGCGAUUGGUUGUCACUUGGAACACACUGAUUUGUUUUUAGUUGCCAUAGCAUCAGAGUUCAUAUGGUUUGCACCGAAAUGAACACAUUUCCAUUUAUC
This is a messenger RNA of Macadamia integrifolia, 846 nucleotides long. RefSeq lists its product as uncharacterized. The coding region runs from base 10 to 357 and encodes 115 amino acids. The transcript is spliced from 2 exons. NCBI's taxonomy places the organism in Eukaryota, Viridiplantae, Streptophyta, Magnoliopsida, Proteales, Proteaceae. The record is from RefSeq and is a predicted model, not a curated record.